AUGCGCUUCCGGCCAUGCAUUGACCUCCACGCGGGUGCGGUAAAGCAGAUCGUGGGCUCUACGCUCACCGACGAUGCCAGCAAUGACCCCGUGACGAACUUCGUGUCUUCUCAGAGUGCUGGAGACUUUGCACGAAUGUACAAGCGAGAUGGACUUGUGGGGGGUCAUGUGAUCAUGUUGGGCACGUCGGAAGCCAACACGAAGGCAGCGUUGGAAGCUCUGCAGGCAUAUCCAGGAAGACUCCAAGUGGGCGGAGGCAUCACUGCAGAGAAUUGCCAGUUUUUUGUAGAAAAGGGUGCGAGUCACGUGAUCGUCACGUCUUACGUAUUUCGUGAAGGCCAGAUCGACUUUGAUCGGCUAGAAACACUCAAGCAACUCGUGGGCAAGGAACGUUUGGUGCUGGACUUGAGCUGUCGCAAGAGGGAAGAAGACAACAAGUUUUACGUCGUGACUGAUCGAUGGCAGAAGUUUACGACGACGGCGAUCGACGAGGCGUUGUUUCGCCGUCUUGCUGCAUAUUGCGAUGAGUUUCUAGUGCAUGCCGUGGACGUUGAAGGCAAGCGGUGCGGCAUUCAGCAAGAGCUUGUCGAGCUGCUCGCGCAGUGGAAGACUCUUCCUGUUACAUACGCCGGUGGUGCUAGCUCCUUGAAUGAUCUGGAUUUCGUGGACCGCAUUGGCAACGGCAAGGUCGACCUGUCGAUCGGAAGUGCGCUCGACAUCUUUGGUGGCGAUAUUCACUAUGCCGAUGUGGUUGCCUGGGACAAGAAACGCGCGACCGACACGACAUCGUCUCGGCAGCAUAUGUGA
This is a messenger RNA of Hyaloperonospora brassicae, 807 nucleotides long. The record is from the annotation of a GenBank genome assembly. Lineage: Eukaryota; Oomycota; Peronosporomycetes; Peronosporales; Peronosporaceae.